This is a messenger RNA of Boleophthalmus pectinirostris (great blue-spotted mudskipper), 1967 nucleotides long. RefSeq names its product F-box protein 45 (gene fbxo45). Gene Ontology annotation, molecular function: protein binding. The transcript is spliced from 3 exons. Gene Ontology annotation, biological process: synapse assembly involved in innervation; proteasome-mediated ubiquitin-dependent protein catabolic process. The coding region runs from base 170 to 1054 and encodes 294 amino acids. The record is from RefSeq and is a predicted model, not a curated record. Lineage: Eukaryota; Metazoa; Chordata; Actinopteri; Gobiiformes; Gobiidae. Gene Ontology annotation, cellular component: synapse; SCF ubiquitin ligase complex.
UUCAGCCAUUGAGCUCGGCAGCCUGGGUCUAGGGUGUUAUGGCUGUGAUAAGCAAUAUAAUAUGAUCACUUCUGUCACUAUGCGGAUAUUUAGCAUUUUAUAGGGGUCCGUCAAGAGCAUUAGGCUAAGAUUUAGAUUAGGUGUAAUAGUUUGGAGCAGCAGAUCCGUGAUGUCUGUGGCAGCUGGUGGCAGUGGAGCCUCUCUCGGCGCAGCGGCUUCUGGGUGUCUGUCUGCAGGCUCGCCCUAUGCCGCUGCUGCAGCCGGGGGAGGAGCGGGCUCGGCCGGGGGAGCGGCUGGCGUGGCUGGGAGACUCCCAGCUCGAGUUCUGGAGCACAUUUUCUCAUAUUUGGAGCUGUCGGACCUCAUGCGGUGCUCGCUAGUUUGCUGGCACUGGUAUAACAUCUUGUCGGAUGAAAACAGCGAGGUGUGGCGCAGUCUUUGCACCCGGAGUCUCAGCGACGAGGCUCUGCGCUCUGAUGUGCUGUGUAACCUGCCCACUUACAAGGGAAAGCUCAAGUCCUUUCAACACGCUCUGAGUUCCCACGACUGCUCACGGAAUGUUUACAUCAAGAAAAAUGGCUUCACCCUGCACCGAAACCCCAUCGCCCAAAGCACAGACGGCGCAAGGGGCAAAAUUGGCUUCUCAGAGGGACGGCACGCUUGGGAGAUUUGGUGGGAGGGUCCUCUUGGUACUGUAGCGGUUAUUGGUAUUGCCACGAAAAGGGCAGCUAUGCAAUGCCAAGGCUAUGUGGCUCUAUUGGGUAGUGACGACCAAAGUUGGGGCUGGAACUUAGUGGACAAUAAUCUUCUUCACAAUGGAGAGGUGAAUGGAAAUUUCCCACAAUGCAACAAUGCGCCAAAAUAUCAGAUUGGAGAAAGGAUACGAGUGAUUCUAGACAUGGAUGACAAGACUUUAGCAUUUGAGAGGGGUUUUGAGUUUCUGGGAGUAGCUUUUCGAGGACUGCCCAAAGCUUGCCUGUUUCCAGCUGUAUCUGCAGUUUACGGCAACACCGAAGUCACCAUGGUUUACCUGGGCAAACCUCUGGACGGCUAGAAGAGGACAUGUGCCACUGUUGUUUAAUGUGCUAUAGAUUUGAAUAAUGGUUAAUUUAUAGCCACAGUUCCUGGACAUUAUCAACAUGGUGAUGGCAUUUGCUAUUCAUUUUUUAACCAUUUUGGAGGCAACGGACCAGCAAACCUUUACAAGAACUUUCACAGCGAAGCCUCUUUAACUAAAGGGAAAAACAUGAAUUGUGUUAAUCAGUGGACACUCAACAAUGCAGCUGCCGUAUUAUGAACUAAACUGGAUUUUAAUAGAGCUUAAUUAAAGGUGCAUUGUGUAACUUUUCUAGUUGAGGGUGCGUCAGAUGUUUUUCUUCAUGGAGAUGUUAUUGCUUUUUGAAUGUUACACAGUAUGGCAUUAAACCUUUCUAUCUUCAUGGAGACCAAACCAGACCAAGUUACAUGUCAGAUCUGUGAAGAGGCAAGACCCCUCACAGUCAGAAUGCCUGUUUUUCUAGGUAUUUUUGAGCAAUAGAAACACCUGUAACUUAAUAAAUGUAAGAUACAGCUCUUUAAUGUCAUACUGUGGAACAUUCCAAGCAGAGCAAUGACAUAUCCAUAGAAACAAGGAGAUGACAAACCCCCAACCAAAAAGUUUCAUAGUACACCUUUAAGAUUUGCACAGUUGAAGUGUUUGCGUUUUUCAAGUUACAACUCAUGAAUCAUGAACUAGAUUCUUCAUGCCUCCAUGCCAAACUUUUUGAAUAAAUGUACGCCAACUUGGAUCUACACAUGUGCAUGGUUAUGGCAAAAUAACUACUGCGUUUGCCAUUUUAAAGUCAUCAAGUAAUAUAUGUAUCUGUACCAUGUGUUUUAAUGUGCUACAGUAGUUAUACACUAUUUAUUUCUUAUCAAUGGAACUAUAGCCACAAUAUGGUUAAUAAAGUCUAAAUAGUGCCACUAGA